GUACAUGGGCGCUAGGGGUGCGGGUCAGCCCUCGGUGGUGCCGUCCCUGCUGUCCCUCAGCAGGAGCUGUCCCUGCCGUCCCCUGUAGCACAGCCUGUCCCCGCAGGCGCAGAGCCCCUCGGGUGCUGUCCCCGCUGUCCCCCGAGCGCUGGCAGCAGGACGAUGAGCCAGCAUGGCUGAGGGCAGCAGGGCUGAGGGCAGCAGGACGGCCCCGCUGGCCUUUGGCCAGGUGGUGAUCGGGCCGCCGGGCUCGGGGAAGACCACGUACUGCCAUGCCAUGCGGGAGUUCCUGGCGCGGCUGGGCCGCAGCGUGGCCGUGGUCAACCUGGACCCCGCCAACGAGGCGCUGGCCCGGCCCUGCGCGCUGGACAUCGGCGAGCUGGUCACCCUGCCCGACGUGAUGGCCGGGCUGGGGCUGGGCCCCAACGGGGGACUGCUCUACUGCAUGGAGUACCUGGAGGCCAACGCCGACUGGCUGCGGGAGCGGCUGCGCGCCCUGCGGGGACACUACCUGCUCUUCGACUGCCCCGGCCAGGUGGAGCUCUACACACACCACCAGGCCCUGAAGAACGUCCUCGCCCAGCUGGCCAAGUGGAAUUUUAGGCUGGCUGCCGUGCACCUGGUGGAUUCCCACUACUGCACAGAUCCUGGGAAGUUCAUCUCCGUGCUCUGCACCUCGCUGGCCACCAUGCUGCACGUGGAGCUGCCCCACGUCAACGUCCUCUCCAAGAUGGACCUGAUUGAGCAGUACGGGAAGCUGGCUUUCAACCUGGAUUAUUACACCGAGGUCCUGGACCUCUCUUACCUCGUGGACCACUUGGCCUCCGACCCCUUCUUCAGGAAUUUCCGCCGCCUCAACGAGAAGCUGGUGGAGGUGAUCGAGGACUACAGCCUGGUGUCCUUCGUGCCCCUCAACGUCCAGGACAAGCAGAGCAUGAGGCAGGUGAUGCAGGCCGUGGACAAGGCCAAUGGAUAUUCCUUCGGGGACCAGGAGCACCGGAGCCUGGAGGCGCUGAUGUCGGCAGCGGUGGGGGCCGACUUCCACUUCUCCUCCACCCUGGCAGUGCAGGAGAAGUAUGUGCAAUCUCAGGACAAAGCUGUGGAAGAGGAGGUGAUGGAUCUGUGACACGCCCUUCCCUGGCUCCUCUGUUUUGACACCUCUCCUUUUCCUAGCCCGAGCUUCAGCUGUGACUCAGAACGACUGAAAGCCUUUCCAGGCAGAGUCUGGACCCUCUCUGGGUGGGUUUGACCUCCUGAGCUUCAGGCCUGCUGCCCAGAGCAGGGCUUUGGCAGGAGGGAGGUGGCUGAGGGUCUUCCCCUAGGAACAGACAGAUCGAGCCAGGGAAGGCAGGGAGAGCAAGGAAAAAAGAGAUAAGGUCUCCUCCAUCAUGAGCUAGACAGAUCCAGAGAAAGAAAAAUCAGCUGGAGCUGCCUCGGGUGCAGUGAGAGUCGAGGCAGCAGCCCUGGGAGUGCUGCAGGAGCGUGCAUGGGCCCAGUGCUCCGAGCAGAAUCCAGGCCAGGACGCCUCCACGCCGUCUCAAGGACAGAGGGAUGUUUGUUUUUCUUUUUCUUAGAAAUAAUGAUGGACUCUUUCUUAAUAAAACAGUCCUCGGUCUCA
Taeniopygia guttata (zebra finch) is the source of this 1618-nucleotide messenger RNA. It is a transcript of the gene GPN2, whose product is annotated as GPN-loop GTPase 2. Gene Ontology annotation, cellular component: cytoplasm. Gene Ontology annotation, molecular function: GTPase activity. The record is from RefSeq and is a predicted model, not a curated record. NCBI's taxonomy places the organism in Eukaryota, Metazoa, Chordata, Aves, Passeriformes, Estrildidae.